AACACACAACCUAUUGACGCCGACCUGAAUCCACCCCCCGCAUUCCCUGAAGGCUCAUCUGACAGUCCAUUCACCGCACCUCGCCCUUCUCGUCAUCGUAAACUUAGUCAAAGUAACCCAAACCCCCGCCCUAACCGCAAAGGUAUCAGAGGGAAAAUGGCUUUAAUUGUCUUUGGGAUUACCUGGCAGACUAAUGGGCACGACGGGCCAUCUGGGUACUAUCCCUUCAUCUGA
Serpula lacrymans var. lacrymans S7.9 is the source of this 234-nucleotide messenger RNA. RefSeq lists its product as uncharacterized. The annotation marks the transcript as partial. The transcript is spliced from 2 exons. Lineage: Eukaryota; Fungi; Basidiomycota; Agaricomycetes; Boletales; Serpulaceae. The record is from RefSeq and is a predicted model, not a curated record.